AGAUAGUUGUGGUGUCACGGCUGUCACAAGUGAUGGAUCAAGUGUAGAGGGUGUAGAGACUGUCAAAAAAAUAGCUGAUUCAGAGAAAAAUUUUCAUAUUUCAUAUUGAAAUCUAACAAAAAUUAAGCAGAAAUGGCUCGAAUUAAAAUUAUUCUUCCGGUGAUUGUUUGCUUACUGGCCGCAUUCUAUUCACAAUCGGUUCACUGCCGAAGUAACGAAGCCCCAGAGGACAAUGAUUUCGCCGAAUUUGAUGAUUUCGAUUCGGACGACGAAUUCGAAACGAUAUCCGAGCAUUCAGUUAAAAGUGAAAAGCAAUCGAACGUUGGUGGUGCUAAUGAGAGAAAUGACAAUUUUCAAGAUGCCUACGAUGAAAAUGAUGAGGACGAUGGUGUGGUUGAAGAGGAAAGCGAAUUUGAACAUUUCCGGGAUGAUGAAGAGUUCGAAGGUUUCAACAAAAAUGAUCAGGCUGUACCGGUUGAAACUGGUGAACCGAAACUCACAAUGGCCAAAGUACCUCUACACUUCCGUACGCAUUGGGACUCCUACUGGAUGGAGAUACUAAUGUUAGCCGGUUUGGCUGCAUAUUUCACCAAUUAUUUUAUUGGAAAGAACAAGAAUACGAAAUUGGCUAAUUUGUGGUUGUCGACACACAAAAGUCUCUUGGAAGACAAUUUCCUGCUGAUCGGUGAUGAUGGCAAAGUGGAAAACGAGAAUCCCGGUUUUGUCAAAGAAAGCGAGAGUCUUUACACAUUGUGGUGCAGCGGACGAACGUGUUGCGAGGGCAUGCUCGUCGAACUGAAAAUGAUAAAGCGUCAGGAUUUGGUUGCCAUUUUAUCUGAAAUCGUUCGACCGUCAACGGACCAACUUCACUUCAAAGUAGAAAUAUCUAAAGAAUCGAUGGAUCCGUUCGUAUUUUGUGUGGCAUCUCGUAGGACAGCAACCAAAUUAUUUAAGGAAACUGCUGAUUUAAGUAAAUAUUGCAUUCUAGUCAAUAAGCCUGAAGAUAAAUACAAAGUGCCAAGUGGAUUUUCUGUGUUAUCCGAACUACCUGAGGCCACAUCUGCCAUGUUAGAUUCUCGAAUUGUGUUAGCGUUAGCUAAAUUUGCAAAUUUGAUUGAUUACAUCCACAUAUCCGAUCAAUAUGCUGGAGCAAUUCAACAAGACGAUCCUGCCACGCUAAAGCAACCCGAAGUGAAACGGAUGCUGAUGGCCGGAUUCAAUUUACCGAAAAAUGCUGAUAUGGAGUCGGUGAAGCCGUUGCUAGUUUUAGUAUUCUAUAUGUUGGAAAGACUGAAAAGAUUUCGAUUGUCCAAAGAGGGCAAACAAAAGGCUGAUAAAAACCGUUUACGUGUAGAAGAAGAAUUUCUGAAAAGUACCCAUCAUCAACGCGCAGAGGCUGCUGCCGUUCGUCGUGAAGAGAAGAGAAAGUUGGAGAAAGAAAAAAUCAUGUCAGAGGACGAUCCGGAAAAGCAGAGACGAUGGGAGAAGAAGGAACAGAAGCGUCAAUUGAAGAAGAAAGCUCCGAAGAUGAAGCAACUCUCAAUUAAGGCUCUGUAAAAUCCAAACACGUGGAAAGAUUCAGUUUCAGAAAUUAAUAGUACGAUCAAAACCACCCAUCCUCAUUUAUCCAUUCUUGUUUUUUAGUUUUUGCAUUUUAUUUUUCGAAAUGCAAUGUAUCAUGAUUAGAUUAGUCUCUUCUUUUGUGCAUCGGUCACGGUACCGUUGGUCUUUUCUUUAUUUUACCUAAAUUGUUCAGGUUUUACUAUCGGUAGUGUACGAUAAAUAAAAGACGUUCGGGAAAGAUAAUGUAAUUUCUUAAUCAGAAUUGAAUAAAUUCGUAUCUUGUCACGUUUACAAAAAAAAA
Messenger RNA from Bradysia coprophila, 1864 nucleotides. RefSeq names its product PAT complex subunit CCDC47. Gene Ontology annotation, cellular component: endoplasmic reticulum. Gene Ontology annotation, biological process: endoplasmic reticulum calcium ion homeostasis. Gene Ontology annotation, molecular function: calcium ion binding. The record is from RefSeq and is a predicted model, not a curated record. Lineage: Eukaryota; Metazoa; Arthropoda; Insecta; Diptera; Sciaridae.